UAUCGGAAGUAAGAAUUCAGUUGAACGCCAACGUUACGAUCGGAUGAAACUGUGAGCUUCCGAUUCUGCUUUGUCGUCAUAUACUCAUGUUUUGUUUUUGCCAAGCUGUUUUUAGUCUGAAAUAUGGACAGCGUACGCUAUUUAUCUUAUCAUCAAUGGAAGGAAAGUAAGGGCGACGCAAGUGUUACGUAUCAUCAGAGACUGCUUGCCAACGUCGAAGCUCUUGAGACGAAUGUCGGGGCGAUAGACAAACUGAUAACUGGUUAUUUAGACGCUACAAAAGGUUUCUGUGGGGCUGGUUCCCAACUAGCGGAAGCAUUUUCAACGGUUUUGAAAGAAACGCCGCUUUUGGAGAUUUCUCAACAGCUGAAACAAGUCGUAGAAGAAAUCGAUCAUGUCGCUCAUAAGUCGAGUGUUCAUAUCACGAGUAGUCACAUUUUGGGAACGCUUUGCGAGUUCACGGCUACUUUGCCUGGUCUAAGGCGAGCCAUUGAAGCGCAUAAGAGAAGUGUUCAGAAUUACGAAUCGUGUCAAGAAAACUUGGAGUGGUUAGAGCGAGACGAUAGCUUUGUAAACAGUGACGGAAAGCGACUCAAAACAACCAGACAAAGAUUCCGUGCUGCGACCGAAGAACUUACGAAUGAAGAGGAGAAAUUGUACAGAAGCUUUUCAGAAGUGGAGGAAAAUCGAGUGAAGAUGUUAGGAUCUUGUUUCCUUUCACUCCUUCAAGUGCAGUCUCAGUUCUUGUCAUCAUCAGCUGAUCUGACGACAUCGUUGGGGGGGUUCCAUGAGAUUGGUGACUAUCUGCGGGACAGAGAAGUCACCCUGGCUCUCAAAGAUGCCACAGCAACAUGGCUGUCACUUGCCCAAUCAAACCAAGCUUUGCGUCAAGGAGAGAUGUUGAGUCGGGAACAGUUGCAAUUCUUAACAUUGGGUGCUCAAGGAGAACUGGCUGAUCCAGAGAUGAAAGAACUAAUUCUGAAAGUCAACAAUUUGCUCAAGAAUUACAAAAAGGUGUUUGAUCAAGCUCCUACACCAGAAGCAGACAUACCUGCUGGCUUCCACAGGAAUCCCAGAGGAAUAGAGCUGGCUCUAAAGGGUUGCUGUAGUGAGGUGGAAGCUAUGGCUGCUGGUGGUGUCACAGAAGCUGUUACUGCUCAAGAAAUGGAGCAACAGAUUCUGAAGCAAAUUCUAAAAUUCCAACUAAAAAUUGGCCAUGUGUUGACAGAAGUUUGUUUCUCUCCAAGUAAAGCCAAUGACAACUACAAAUCUAAGCUGCACUGUAUCAGAGACCUGGUUAGUUCUGUGGCAAAGCAGAAUGACAUUCCCCUUAAUCGUGACACCUUGGAUAUGUUUGUGCUGAUGGUGCUGUAUGAAGCCUAUUCUCCAGCAUGCAGUUCUGCUGCCAAAACAGCUGUACAGCUUCUGUUUGGGAGAGCGCAUUUGGUAACAGCUAAACCAAGCAAAGAGAAAAACACUCGGCUGGCCCAAGUGUAUGUAAAAGGAACAUCCAUUCAUGUAGAGGUCUCUACCACAUGGAUAAUCACAGAAGAUUCCUCCACCUUUGCUUGCCUGUCUAAGGAAUUGGACUUCCCCUGUCCUCUGGGAACAGUCGAUGCUGUUUACACAUCUAAGUUUAGUUUGAUGGAUUAUCUGGAGGACAAAGAAAGGCCUUUGCCUGCAAUUCACAUAAAGCGUCGUAACCUUUCCAAGUCUCCACCCUUGUUGACCAAACUUGAUAUAUCACCAAAUCAUAAGCACAAGAGCUUCAGAAAGACCUUUACUAAAGCCACAUCCAAGAUAUUUUCUCGGAAGUCUGUGACAUCCAAAGCAGUCAAUAGUCUGAAUGCUGUGGUAGAUGCAAGUAAUCAAAAUGUUCUGUCUGGGGCCAAGCAGGAGUUGUCAGGUUACCGAACGUCUGUUGCAUCCAGCACUGACACAGGAGAGGAACAUGACACAGACAUUGAUGACCCAGCCCCUCUUCCCCCACCACGCCCACGUCGCUGGGCAAGGAGGGCUAAGGAACAAUCUAUGGCUCCUGAAAGUAGCAGUUCCACCUCAGGAAAGAUUGUUGAAGAGCCAAAUAAGGCUGAUGAUCCUUUGUCACCAAGUGAUUGGUCAAAGUCUGUUCCACAGUUUCCUCUGCCAACCUUUAAAAGUACGGUGCCAUACUGUCAGAGUGAAUUGUCUCUGGCUUCACAAGAAGAACUCACAGAUGUGAUUAACUUCCUCUCUGGUGCACCAAUCAAACAUCGACUAAUAUCAGAUGAUGAUGCCAAUGCAAGCAUGGCAGAAAGCCACAUGACCCCAAUUGACAGUGGCCUGGGAAGUAUUUACAGUGUACCUUUGAGCAACAUUACUGUUCCCAGUUCUGCAGCUGCAUGUCCAAGUGAAGAAACUGAAUACAAGGAAUCAUGCAACAAGAGUCAGUCAGAAACGAAGGAAAGGAUAAAAACCCCAGUGCUUGAUUUGUGUGAGGGGAUGAACUCUUCCAAGGGAACUAUGGUCACCACGGAAACACAGACCUCACCAUCAACUGAAACAUGCCCAGUUUUGUUUGUCAAAUCAGCUAAUUCAGACAAUGAAAGCCAACCUCAGCAAAAACUGCUGGCGAAGGACAAUGGAGGAGAUGGUGUCUACAAUCCAGUCCUGGAAUUACCAUCAGAUAAUGCAAAGUCCAAAAGUGAAAUUAAGACUUGUCAUGAUGCUGAAAAGAAGACCGACACUCCCCACCCAGUUUCACCAUCACAAGCAAAGCAAGAUGGUAGUGAUUUGAGCAUUAAGAAUGCAGACGUUGUCUCCACAGCUGACACACCCACAUUGAGAGUCACACUUGACCAACACUUAAAGCAAAGCAAGACACCCAGCCCAGUUUUGGUGACUGUGAGCUCUGAAGAGUGUCCUGAUGACAAAACAGUGACCAUCAGCGAGAGCCUUAGGAGUGUGUGGGAGAAUGCUAGCCCUCCAUCAGAUCCUUCAGACACCAUUCUAGAGGGCUCAUUGCUUCACAAGAAAGACAUACACGGAUCGCAGGACACACUCUACCAUAGCUGCUGGUCUCUGUCUGAUUUCCCAGGAAAUGAGAAAAAUGAUGAGGCUAAUGAAGAUGCUAAGAGUCUGAAUGAGAGUUUGCUGCCCAGUAAUUCAGGUCCAGGACUGAUGGACCUUGGUUUAAAGUGGUCCAGUUAUGGAAGUAGUAUCCAUGGCAACCCAGUAUGGGCCAACAUUCCCAGUGCUUCUGCUAGCAAUUGGAAUCAGUCCCAGGAAUCCCUUACCGCUGAUGGAUCAGGAAGAGGAAAGACUGUGUUCUCUCUUGGACUUGGGAUUACUGGACCAGACCUGCUAGCUGCUGCUCGGGGAGGAAGCUGCGAGGCAAUGCCGACAGAGAGUGUCUCCUUUAUACCAAAUAUCGGAAAGCCCUGGAGUGUGGAAGACUUGGCGCAAAAGGUUAAUAAUCCGUGGUCUUCUCGAGAUUCCUCCCCUCCCCCGCUGUGGGCUAAGACAGCAUCAUUAACGGAAGACACUCUGAGGCCUUCCCACCAUCGGCCUCCGCUUCCUCCGCAGCACUACAGUGACCCUUUUCCACCAAGGGAGAACUGGUGGCCUCAGGGGAGGGGUGCUGUACCUUUAGGAUAUCCCCACCCCUCCUCUGCACGGUACCAUACAAACCUUCAGCGUCAACGUGCUUUUGACAAUAUGCCAUACGGGAAGCUGGGUACUUUGCAUCGUGGCCGCGGUACAGCGGGCGCACAAUCGGCAUUCCAACCGGUUCCAACAAGUUUUCGUAAGCAAGGUCAGAAGUUACCGCAGGCUCACCUUCAGGUACCAUCACACUAUGGAGCAGGGCAUGGAUCCCAAUACAAGUCAAAUCCCCGCUUUUAGUUCUAGUGGGAGUUAAGUAGAUGUAAACUUGUCAUCUUUAGCAGAGCUAGGUCAUUAUUUAUCGCCGGGUGAGGGAUGUUGGAAGAUUUCGGAAUUUCACGAUAAAAAAAUCUGAUUUUCCCUCGUCCCAAGGACUCUGAUUUUGCUAUGACCCCUCUCCCCCAUUGCCAAUUGAUUGGUAGGUAAUUUUACAAAGCCGCCCCCCCUCCUUAUACUUUGUUGGCACGACUGUUUCCCACACCACCCCCUCUGAAAACCACUUGUGUCUUGCCAAGGCGUUUAAUAAUGACUGCUCUCUUAGUAACUGAUGUAUUAUUUAACCUGUGUUCUUAAUUCUUUUUGGAGAGUCCUCAAAUUACUGUUGUGGUAGACAUUAUACUACCUUAAUUCUGUACCCGAUGAGCCGAAAAAAUGUUUGCCGUGGCAGAUCUAGGGGAGGGGCAAGGGUAAAAAAGUAAACGCAGAGGGAAGAAAAGCCGGCAGUUGAACGCACACGAGCAAAAACGACCCACCCCCUCCUCCCCCUUCCCUUAGCUCAAGGUCUGGAUCCGCUAUUGGCUUGCAUAGUCUCGUGGAAGAGAAGAUAAUUGUGUUCUUUUCGGCUAGAACCAGUUACAUUUGUUCCAACCAGUAGUCACCAAAGCAUACGUUGUUUCCUACAAGUAACAACGUUCUGCCAGAAAGAGAGGUGAUGAAAAUGAAUAAGUUUACACCAAGUUGUUAAAACCAACUUUAUAAGAUUUGUUUCAGUGUUAGUUGGGAAAUAGAUUAGUUUUGAGAUCUUGAUGAUUGGAAGGGUUAAAGGAUCGCAUGAAGUAAGAGAUGAUUAAUUAGUUAUGGGACUUGAAAUGACUUUUAUAUAGGCUUGAAAUGCCAAUAUCUCGGAUAUCAUAAUUAGGUUGUUAAGAGUUCAUACUGAUAAAAGUUAUAUUUGAAUGUUAUUUUUGGAUAAGUGAUCUUUUAUUGUAUAAACAACUGAGAUUUAAUUGAAAAGCAAGAUGUAAAUGUGAAGUAAUAAGAGCUAAUUACGGAUAGCAUUUGAGGACAUUCAGCAGUUAGGCGAGGAUGAAAGGGCAAGGUGAAGUCAGUGAAGUUGUUCAUCGAUUGCAAGUAUUUUUCGGUUACAAGAAGCCGUAGCUUUGAAAGAGUUACUUGGAACGCGGGCGCACCAGGUGGCUCACAUGGGAUAAAGAUAUAACCUGUGGAUCAGGAAGUUAGGCAAGGCUCUUGUGCAUCGUACGAUUUGCCUUUGAAAUCUAGGAAAAUCGCGUCUUUCUUUUGGCUGGUUUGAAAUAUUUUACUGAUUCAAAGAAGAAAAGAAUUCUUGUCUCUUAGCAGAAAGAACAUUCCUUUUAAGAGGCCAGUCUUUUUAUAUAUUAGUUUGUUCAUUUUUGCCCUCUUUUUUACAUGCACUGCGUGACCGUGAUUUGCUAAACUGUUUUUUUAUAAAGCUUUUUAUGUUAUUUUUUUUUUUACGUUUGUUUGCUGCUGGUGGUGGUGGUUGCCUUUUUUUUUUUUAUUUGUUACGACCAAAGUAUUGAUGGUUUCGCUUUUUUCGGUCAAAAGGACCUGUAUGGUCGCUUAUAUUUGAUGGUUGUCAUGGCAUUCUUGCUAGCCCAUCCUAGUUAAAUGCACAUCGAAAGGAUACUACUGCUGAGUGUUGUCUGAAGUCUUAAUUUUGUUUUGGCUUAUAUAAUAGGUAUGUCAUUUAUGAGUUCUUUAUUCAUUGCUUCGAUAUACCACAUGACCUUAUUGUAAUUUUUAUUGUAGAUUUAUAGUUUUGACUUUCAUCGCGCUUAUUUAAUCAGGAUCAACGUGUAAAGUUUUAAGAUCUUAAUUUAAUAUCAAUGUUACUUUGACUAUGUUAAUUGAGUAAACUGCCUUCAAUUUCGUAGAUUUUAGGGAUAAAAAGGUCGCGCUAUUUUUGGUGACACUCCACUCAGUGGAUAGUGUGUAUUCAAAUUAACAACCGGAGGUUUAUUAUUUGGAAAAAAAAUUCAGAUAUUGUGUUUUCAUUUCCAUUGGUUGAAAGACAAGAAGGAUGCGCCGUCUUAGUGACCUGGCCCUUCGAGGUGGCGCGUAGAAGCCUGGUAAUGAUCUGCAUUAUCUUCUAGAUUUGUAUCAACAAACAAAGUUCAGGAUUGUUAUGGAAUGAUGGUGACGUAGUGUUAUAUCUUUGCAACACUCAGUGAGCUGUAUAAAAGUAUUGAAGCUAAGGAGAGUUUUGAAAGUCAUUUAAUGGGGCGUGUUGUGUUAGCCACUCCACCUAAGACUUGAACCGCAGGCUCAGUCAGGACUGGUACGAAUUCUUCGACUUUUUCACGUAACGGUUUAACAGCACGUGACCAUCAGGAAAAGCGCGGGUCGCACUGAACGAGAUUAGUAGAAAUGCAUUUGUUCAAAUGCUACAUAAAGUAGGGACCAGGCUGAAGUUAGAAGCUAUCUUUACUUUAUUUUGAAAAUAAUUGCGGCGAUGCUACGCUCGCCCUAAUUUUUCUCAGAUAUAUUGCUUAUUAAGCCGGUAAACCAAUAAAAACACCAAAAUGAUAAAGCUAUGUUAGUUAGGUAAGUUCCUGCACUUUCUAUCAGAUUACUGGUAAAUUAACCCACUUAGGUUAAUGGAGGAAGAAGAGUAAAGAAUAGUUGACUUUUCUUGUUACUUCGUGGGUUAUUAGACCUAUUAAGCUAAUUAACACAUCGAAAGAGAGGUCCAUUGCUUAAUUGACUGAUGUUUCUUGAAGUUUGAUCACAUUAGUUGUUAGGAUAAUAAGGAAGAAUGAGUUUAAGACUGGAAGUGUAAUAAAACAAAGUAUUAUUUGAA
Stylophora pistillata is the source of this 6703-nucleotide messenger RNA. RefSeq lists its product as uncharacterized. Gene Ontology annotation, molecular function: CCR4-NOT complex binding. NCBI's taxonomy places the organism in Eukaryota, Metazoa, Cnidaria, Anthozoa, Scleractinia, Pocilloporidae. Gene Ontology annotation, biological process: Rac protein signal transduction. The record is from RefSeq and is a predicted model, not a curated record.